Messenger RNA from Aspergillus saccharolyticus JOP 1030-1, 1579 nucleotides. It is a transcript of the gene alkB, whose product is annotated as oxidoreductase, 2OG-Fe(II) oxygenase family. The transcript is spliced from 2 exons. The coding region runs from base 237 to 1349 and encodes 370 amino acids. NCBI's taxonomy places the organism in Eukaryota, Fungi, Ascomycota, Eurotiomycetes, Eurotiales, Aspergillaceae. The record is from RefSeq and is a predicted model, not a curated record. Gene Ontology annotation, cellular component: cytoplasm; nucleus.
CUUCGUCAAAUGCGAUCAAACAGCAACCUUGUUCCCUCAAUGACAGUGGCUCGCUUACGCUCUCUGUACCUUACUGGGUCGAUUAUUUAAUGCAUUUGCGGAAAAGCGAUCUCAAGUGUCACAGCAUCUAGUUAUGCACUAGUGCGGCUUCGCAGAUCAAACCCAAAAUACAAACUUUGUGACGCAGUCCAGGCUUACGUCAAGAGCGCGAACAGAACCAGAAUAGCGACGGAAUCAUGGCUCAAAUCAAGGAUCUGAAUGCGCAUGAAAGACCCCCGGAGGCUGUCAGACAACGCUACAAGCAGUAUCAAAAAUCCACGCUCGCCGACAUAAACUCGGAUGCUGGCGUUCUGGAUCUUCAGGCCCUCGAUGCUAACCGUCUCCCGGAGGUAGUUUCACUCACACAUUGGAUCUCCGGCAAGGAUCUUCAGCCUGUAUUCGAUGAAUUUCUGGGGACAAGCAAGGAUGGGGCGGAAAGGCUUCUGAAUGUGAAAGAUAUCCCUGUCUUCUCCCAUCGCUCUGUGACUGGUCUCCAAAUAAUCCCAUCCCUGCUCCCACCGGCCGUACAAAUAGAACUCCUCUCACGCCUAUUCCACCGAGACCUGUCAAACCCAAGACACAAGACCAACCUACACCUGCACUAUGACCUCACGUAUCCUAGUGCCGAGGAUGCUGCUGCUGCUGCCGCUGCUGCCGCCACGCCGACGCCCGAACCUAAUGUAGUAGAUUCUCAACCGCUCUCAUUCUUCGAAGACGACCCCACUCGCCUCAUCCACCCGAAGGAUCCCAGCGUGCACAAACCGCUCAGCGUGCAGAGCAUCCUCACCAAGAAACUGCGUUGGGUGACUCUGGGCGGCCAGUACGACUGGACCGCCAAGGUGUAUCCAGCCGAACGACCCCCAGAGUUCCCGCCGGACAUCGCGAAGCUGCUGCACACCAUGUUCCCGGAGACCGAAGCUCAGGCGGCCAUUCUGAAUGUGUACUCGCCCGGCGACACGCUCAGCCCCCAUCGCGAUGUUAGCGAGGAGUGCGACGCCGGGCUGAUCAGCAUCAGCUUCGGCUGCGACGGGCUGUUCCUGAUCAGCCACGAUGAUGGGGCCGGAUGCGAGAUUAUUCGGCUGCGGUCCGGUGACGCGGUGUACAUGGACGGCACGUCCCGCUUUGCCUGGCAUGCAGUGCCCAAGAUUGUGCCGAGCACGUGUCCGACCUGGCUUGUGGACUGGCCGGGUGCGGCAGAGGGUUCGGAUGCUGCUACCAUUUCUGCUAAAUAUGAGAUGUGGAAGGGGUGGAUGGCGGGUAAGAGGAUUAAUUUGAACGUGCGACAGAUGAGCCUUGAAGAACCUCGUUAAGGGGGUCUCCAAUGCGGAGGACAUGCUUCAGCAUGACUGGAGUACCAUGCUUGUUGACCUCUGUCACUGCACCUUGCGCAUGCCGAAUCGUGAAGUAUGUUCCUCUAAAUGAGGUGUGCGCGAUUCCGGUCGCCCGACUGUGCAUCUGCACGGCAAAAGACCUUCCUAUAAAUAAAUCUUGCAUUGGGGGUGAUUCAUUCCCUUCCACUAUUUACUUUGUUAAGAAUCAA